Penicillium hordei is the source of this 351-nucleotide messenger RNA. It is a transcript of the gene S10a, whose product is annotated as 40S ribosomal protein uS10. Gene Ontology annotation, cellular component: cytosolic small ribosomal subunit; ribosome. The transcript has 3 exons. Gene Ontology annotation, biological process: translation. Lineage: Eukaryota; Fungi; Ascomycota; Eurotiomycetes; Eurotiales; Aspergillaceae. Gene Ontology annotation, molecular function: structural constituent of ribosome; RNA binding. The record is from RefSeq and is a predicted model, not a curated record. Bases 1 to 351 code for a protein of 116 amino acids.
AUGUCUUUCCAGAAGCCCGAGAAGGAUUUCGGCGAGGGCCCUAAGGUCCACAAGAUCCGCAUCACCCUCACCUCCCGCAAGGUUGCCUCCCUCGAGAAGGUCUGCCAGGAGCUGAUCGACCGUGCUCGCUCCAAGUCCCUCCAGGUCAAGGGUCCCGUCCGUCUGCCCACCAAGACCCUCCAGAUCUCCACCCGUAAGACCCCCAACGGUGAGGGUUCCAAGACCUGGGACAAGUUCGAGAUGCGCAUCCACAAGCGUCUCAUCGAUCUCCUCGCCCCCACCGAGACCGUCAAGCAGAUCAUCAUCAACAUCGAGGCCGGUGUUGAGGUUGAGGUCACCAUUGCCGCAUAA